Corticium candelabrum is the source of this 1764-nucleotide messenger RNA. Its product is annotated as structural maintenance of chromosomes protein 5-like. Gene Ontology annotation, biological process: double-strand break repair via homologous recombination. Bases 1 to 1716 code for a protein of 571 amino acids. The transcript has 17 exons. The record is from RefSeq and is a predicted model, not a curated record. Gene Ontology annotation, cellular component: Smc5-Smc6 complex; nucleus. NCBI's taxonomy places the organism in Eukaryota, Metazoa, Porifera, Homoscleromorpha, Homosclerophorida, Plakinidae. Gene Ontology annotation, molecular function: single-stranded DNA binding; ATP hydrolysis activity; ATP binding.
AUGGCCGUGUACUUUAAGUUAGUCCUUGAAGAAAUAAGGGUCGAAACUUUCGCAGACAAGUACUCAUACUUUACAUCUGAAAUCAAUCUCCUGCAAUUAAUCCCUACUUCACUUGUGUUUGCUUUCAAGGUGGCUGCUUGGAUAGAAGCGAAAGAAAAUGAACCAAGUUGUGCACUACAAGAGUGGGACGCAUGCUUUAUUGAAGAUCCUGAUUACUCAGAUUCUGAAUUGUCUAAGUCAAUUGGACGCUGGGAGACUGAGAUUGUCUCAUUAGAAGAAUCACUAGAGAAUGUACCACCUGUUGAAGACAUCAAUGAGCAGCUAGAGACAGUAGUAUCUGACUUGAGGAAAGUGUCAAGUAAUCUGAAUAGAAUAAUGACAGAACGAGAACGAAUACGAAGUGAUGAGGAGUCGGUAAAAAGGCAGCUUGAUAAUUAUAAGCGGCAAAUUCAGCGACUUGAAGAUACUCGAAAUCAAAGAGAAGAAGAAAUGAGAAAGUGCAGUCAACACACGUAUGAUGCUUUGCAGUGGCUCCGUGCAAAUCAAUAUAGAUUCAAAGAGAUGGUGAUAGAACCAACAAUGCUUGUGGUAACUGUUAAGGAUCCAGCAAAAGCAAAGUUUGUAGAAGCUGCAAUCCCAUUCAGAGAUAUGACAUCGUUUGUCUGCCAGAAUACUGAGGAUCUUCAUCUCUUUGUACAAGAGACACGUGAAAGGCAAGGAUUGAAAAUAAAUGCUGUUCAACCUCCAGCUGAAGAUUUAUCUGACUUUAAGCCAAAGAAGAAGCUUAUUGAUUUGAAGAAAUUUGGGUUUCAAUCAUAUUUGAUUGAUCUCAUAGAAGCUCCCAAUGCUGUGCUUCGUUAUCUGUGCAAGACUUGCUAUAUACACGACACUCCACUUGGAAACGAUCAAACAGAUAUGAAUGUCAGUUGUGUUGCUGACCAAUCGGGUCUAAUUCGAUUUUUUACUCCUACUUCAUCGUGUUCUGUGAAACAGUCAAAGUACGGCUUACAUGACAAGUCAACUAGAAUCAGCAGAGUGAGAAGUGCUCGAUUCCUCGAUGUUCAAAUGGACAUGGAACGACAUCGUGAAUUACUGCAGCAAUGUCAAGAAUUGAGACAAGAGAGUCAGCAACAUGGUGACAGAGAUCGAAAGUUGCAAGUUGAUGAGGAGGGAUUAAGAAAGCAAGAAAGUGAUCUAAGGCAGCAAAAGAAAGACUUGUCAACCAAGAAAGGAUUGAAAAAGAAAGUGGAAAUGGACAUACAAACAAGAAGAAAACGAAUUGAGGAAUCCAACACUCAGGAUGCAAUUGACUUAAAGAGAGAGGAACUAAAGAUGAGACAGUCAAUGCGAAAGAUAAAUGAGAAACGAGUACAGUUGGCUGCCUUGUUGCAAGGAAUCAUGGAGGACUGUCGUGAUGUGGUUUUGAAACGCAUUCGAUUGGCUUUUCGCCAUGCUCAAUUAGCCAAUGAAAGUGAAAUGCUGCAAGCUGCCCAAAGAGAUGCUAUUUCAACAUUGAAAGAUGCCGAGGAUGCUACCAGUGAUGGCGUCUCACUAGCGACAGGCUCAAAGUUAGACAGCUCCACCUAUUCUGCGGCUUUAUUUUUGUUGUCUUCCAAGCCUUUCUCCAGAUCACCAGUAUCUACUUCAUACGAUACUGCAGGUUCUACGCACACAGAUCGUUUCAAACGGUCAUGCAAUGACGAUUCUGGAGGCUGACGUAACUGUAAACAAUGUUGUUUUGCUCGCUAACGAUCGGACUUCAUG